Molecule: messenger RNA, 5462 nt
Organism: Hylaeus volcanicus
Lineage: Eukaryota; Metazoa; Arthropoda; Insecta; Hymenoptera; Colletidae
Gene: Oli
Product: class E basic helix-loop-helix protein 23
Exons: 6
Coding region: 1253-2083 (276 amino acids)
Molecular function (GO): protein dimerization activity
Source: RefSeq, a predicted model, not a curated record
GUUUGAGGUACUCGGGUCACGUAUUCCAUUUCAAUAGUAUUUUAUUAAAUUACUAAAACCCCUUUCGGACAACCCUUUACAUGCAAUGUUGCGAAAGUAAAAAUGUAGUUACCAUCAGGUUACAAAACGGAAACUCAGCGAACCUCGCCCUUUCGCCUCGCUCUCCCUACUAUAUAUGUCAUGGUUACACGUACAUACUUGAACUUGCGUCAUUGUUCGUCGUGACGAAUGAAAAAUUGAAACAAAUAUUCGGAUAAAAUAAAAGCCUCGAUCGGAGUGUCUGGAUGUAAAAAACGUAUCCGUGUCCCUUUGGGCCCGCAGUUUCGCGAAGACAAUGCUGCACGGUAUCAACCAAAAGCCGAGGAAUAUUGUGCAGCCGCAAUGUCACGAAAUUAAAGCCACCCCUGACAAAAAAAAAAAAAAAAAGAAGAAAGAAUUGGGGGAGCAUCCGACUGUCGAAAGGGCAAAAGCACCCCGUCUCGCAUGGAGCCCUUCCGUCCGGGCAUCGACCUAUCCAGAUGGUAAGAAGCAGAUGCAUCAUCCCCUGGAACUUGGCCGGACGUUCGCCAGGGUUCGCCAGCCGUUGGUCCAGCCCAGCAUCCCUUCGACGACGCUCACUCGUCCUGUCGGAGACCGCCGGAACUACGCACGAGGUCGCAGGCGAUGCACCCUCUGCGCAGGGCGUCUGCAAACAAUAGACGCGUGCGUGCUCCGCGCGAGGGUGUCCCGUCUGUGCGCGAUAAUUUCAUUAAAGUACAAAUGCACCGACUCCAGUGACGAGGAAAAAUAAACGUUGACCAACGACCGCGAGCCGAUGGAACAGUCUCAAAUAAAAAACACCCGAGGAAACUGACGCUGGAACGACGAAACCCGCGACGAACGGCUGGGGAGCCCCCGGGGGGACGUAUCGGUCGAGGAAAACGUAACAUGGCUGUAAUCGGCGUCGUCCACGCUCGUAAACAGUGAUUUCUAUACAUCGGACGAAAUCGGUGGCGAGACCCAUCGAUUCGGGAAAGAGUCACGCUGGAUAAUCACUGAUAACUGUGCCGAUUGCGUGGAGCUGGCUUAUCAGGAGGGAUGACACGUCACGCGGUGGUGCGCAAAAAAUAUUGCUGAUCCUCGGUGCGCUCGGGGGGGGAUCCUGCGCCGUGCAUGACCGGCGACGGAAAGAAAUUUGUCGGGGCCGAUUCGCAGUGACUGCGGGAGCGCGGAGGAAUAUAUUUGAAAUCUACGCACGGGAAUCCUCGAGGAAAUGAGAUCCUACGACGGCGAGAGCAGCUCGACGGAGGACGACGACAGAAGAGAGGGACUCCCCGAGGCGCAUCUUCAGCAAGGAUCCUGGCAGCGCUCGGCAUCGCAUCCCACAUGGGCCUGGGAGCAUCGCGCCACUCAUCCUCUGCCACCGCAAUCUGCGGCGUCGUUGGAGUCCAUGUACUCGGUGCCAGGAGCGUCUCACCCUAGCGUUUCCGCUCCUCCAGCUGGCUACUCAUCGGAGCUCCCUCAGAGUGCACCUGGUAGGAGGACUCCUCUGGGUGCCGUCGGUCUCGGUGGAUUCUAUUUUCAGCAGCAACCGCAACCGCACGCCUCUUCGAGUGCUUUGUCCGAUGAGAACAGACCGGGCCACGAAAGACCUAGUGCGUCCAGACUGAACUGCCCGCCAAAGUCGAAGAGCACGCGCCAAGGUAAAAGCAUGCGACUGAACAUAAACGCGAGAGAGCGCAGAAGGAUGCACGACCUGAACGAUGCCCUCGACGAGCUUCGAUCUGUCAUUCCCUACGCCCACAGUCCGUCCGUGAGAAAGCUGUCCAAGAUAGCCACUCUUCUGCUGGCGAAGAACUAUAUUCUCAUGCAAGGAAACGCUCUGGAGGAACUGAGACGAGUGAUAGCGGUGCUUCAGUCGCCCCACGCUCACACCACCGCUCUGCCACCCACGCCUGUUUCCUACGAUCUCCUACACGGAUUUCCAGGCAAGUUGUUCCAAGGCGUCCAGGACAUGCCUGGGCUUCCUGCCACCGAUCCUCAGGGUGUCACCGCUGGAGGACCCCCGACUGACGGCGCUGUGACAAGUGGGGAGUCGAAUUAAAGAUUUCGCUAAGAUGUAGAAUCGAAAGGAGCAAUCAAUUGAGAGGAAUAGGGUUGGAAUUUUAGUAGAACGAAAGUGUUCGAUUCGGAGCCACUGCCUCUGUACGUUGAGUACGGUUUUUAUUGAAUUUUAGCCCUGUUGGCUUCUUCUUCUGUUUGAAAUGUACGGAGAAGGGAUGAAGUAUGGAAUAACUUGUAUGACAGGGGUGGCGGCCUUGAGUGGAGUAUAGUAGAGACAUCGAGAGUAUCAAAGGAUUCUUUACUGAUCAGGGUGUCUCGUUAGGAACAGGCCAGCCUAGGAUCGUCGCUAUUUUAAGGGGUCAGAAGGAUUGUUUGUGAAAGUAGACGAUUUUUAAAAUGGUCACGAUGGAAAUGGUUCUACUAGCUCUUUUUAACGAACUGUCCAGUUUCGAAAAUAUUCAACUUUCAAAGUAGCGUUAACCGUUUGGAUACGUUUUAGCAUCCAAUUGAGAGAAUACCUACGAUCGGAUGAGCAAACUGAUUAACUCUUUGCGAUAGCAUGGACAAGGUAUUUUCCAGAAACUUUGCAUCGCCUCGUAUUUUAUUUAACCGACGACCAAAUCGAGGCAACCUGUCCCGAAUGGAACAUCCUGUACAGCGUGGUGAAGGGAGAACGAUAGAAAAUAUUACUUCGAACAUCGACGAUUUCUUUUUCACAGAGAGUACUUGGCUAUAAUGUAACACGUUUAAUCUUCCAAGAUCUAACGAUCGACUUAACGUAAAUCGCUAGACUAGUGCGACAAUGUUUAGCUUGUAAGUUUCGAAUGCUGCUCGUUGACGAACCACGAAAGUAUUAGCGAAGUAUUAUUCCAAUGGCGGGCGUCCUCUAACGAGUUCGAUAAACAUUAAGUCAAUAUUACGGUUGACGCUCCUAAGAUGAAAGUUUUAUGAAAGUAUUAGAAAUUAACGACGAAAGAAGUAAUAAAAACUCAAGAUCUACAAUUACUAACACAGCAAUAAGCGACAGCAUAUUUCUGUCUCUGGUGGAAGGAUGCCGAAUGACGAGAAAAAGCAAUCGCUGUGAAGAAAUCUAAAAUAAUCUCUUUCUUUUUUUGUUUAAAGAUGAAAUAAGCACUAACCGCCAGAGAGAGAAAUAAUGUAAAAGGAUGAGGAAUACAAUUUCCAAAUCCCGUCCGGUAACGAGAUAGUCAAUAUAGCAUGUGAUACAUGUCGAGAUAUUAUAUAUAAUAUAUUCUAGUCAUACAGAUCUUAAAUAUUCAUAUACAUAAUAUAUAUAUAGAUUAUAUAUAUAUAUAUUUAAUAAUUCGAAUUGAGCCAUCGAUUGUAUAACUUAUUUAUAUACAUAACACGUUUAUUAAGAGUUUUACUACGAUGUGCCGAGGAUUUAUCCGUCUUUUUCGUGAGAAUAGGGCCUAAGGAAGGACGAGAGGUUUCAUGUAUCAAUGAUCGAUUCAAUUUAUCGAACUUUGGUCUUGAAGUCAUCGUCUUUCGCCAGGUAUUGAUAUAACGUGGUAGGAAUUAUACAAUGGCGCCGUUCAGUUGGCAAGCAAUAACGACUAUUAAUAUUUGUAUGGAAUUUCUAAUUGCUGCGGUCGUUAAAUAACAAUAAAGCGUGCGGAUAACUAUUAACGACGAGAACAGACGAAAAUGUUUGUUGUAGAGUGUAGAUAUCACUGUUUAGUGCUCGAAUAAAAUCUAUUUAAGAAAGUUACGGAUCGAACGGGUGCUCUGAGAGAAAAUCUAAAACGAAUGUAUCGUACUUAUUUAUAACUCGUGGAAUUAUCAGUUUUCCUUUGUACAACGAUCGGUAGUCUUUCAGGGCAAUCGUACUAUACAAUUUUAAUUCGUGAUGACACAUUGAAACGCGUCGGCUGAUCGAAUUUUCUUUUUGAAUAGAACGAUUACUUGCAUUUGGUAUCGGAAGUAAACCUUGUAGGCUUGAAAACAGGUAUACAAUCAAUUUUCUCAGAAUCUGCGAACAAUGCAAUUGGAUUUGGAGAGUUUGAAUAGUAUUAUUCCUCCGUAAAUCCAUAAUAGGAAGAAAUAAUAAUCUUUAGGAGUAUAGUAUUCAAUUGUUAAAUUAACUUGAUCUGUUUCUCAUCGUGAAUUUACUCAAGAAUAAUACCAUUCAUAUUUGGUAAAAAAACUGUUUGAAAUUAAAUGUAAUCAUCUUAACUUCUUGAUGGCUUAUUAUUUAGUAAUAAAUAAUAACUUUCCAUCCAACAAGCUAAUCUAAUAAAUUAUAUGCACGUUUUGAAGACUGCAAGCAUCCGGCCUUUAUCGAUAGACGUAUCACGCAAAAAUUCCGAUAUCUACGCGAUGAAUUUGCUCAUCGUCUAGUUCGAAGAAAGGCACAAGCUCGAUGUUCAACCGACGACUUUGGGUUUAAUCAGCCGCGAAGAUAUCGGUAGCGCGUGACUUAUUUGACGAGAAUUCAUCGACCAGCUUUGAAAUGUCGAGCAAAUUCGAUUUCGUAUUACCGCCAUGAUUGGCCGAACAGGCGAAAAGAAACGGUCGAUCGGUAUCGUCGCCGACAUUAAUACUUCGUGCAAAGGGAACGUAUUAUAAUUCAAUUCGUAAAACGACGGAACUGUUUGUCCCUGAGCUUUCAAGUGUAAUUAUAUAUUACAAAAGAAAAAAAAAAAAGAUAAUUGUUAUCCGACUUACAGGCCACGCGACCGAUUGGUGGCGCCAUCUCGACGACCGCGCGACGCAGUACCAAUUCGAUUGUACUCGAAGACACCAUUAGAAGACGUGUUACUUUAACGUCGUGAAAUGCGGAAGCAUUUGCACAAAUCUGCAGAAAUGUAAACGAAGAAUGUGCGAGUUGUAGCUAGUCCGAGGUUCGCGUUAACUCGAUCAGUCUCGAGUUUCAAGUAACGAAUUUCGUUCGAGUAAGAACGGUUCGACCAGUGGCGCCAUCAUGGCCGCCGCUCGACGGAGCAUUCACUCGCUCGUCUUCCGUCCUGCUGGGAGGACCUCAACGCCGUGUGUGCCUGCUUCGACGGGGUUUACUGUGUGCGUGCCUCGUCGGUGGCUUCAAGAUGGCCUGCAGGCUGCUGCUGUUGCGCGCCAUGGUGUGAUCGUUUGAUUCCUCGGUGCUUGUGUGCCUCUCGCUAAACGUUUCGUGAAAGAGUUCGUCAGUGCCAGGACGACGACGUGCCUUGACCGGCUGGUAACUGGGGGCAAGUUGGAGAUGUGACGAUCGACUGGAAACCGGGAUGCACGAGUUUAUUUUCUAAUCUUAUCUAAAUUGAGAAUUUAUUCUCAUCUCUGAGGUGUUACUAUAUCCCUCGAUCACGAGAAAAGAAUAUACAAGGCACUCUUUUCAACUUGACGACGUAGAAUGACCAGAAGGGGGGCUGGGGAUGUAAUUUUGCAUAAUAUAAUGUCGAAUC